AAGUUGUAGUGUAGACACUUGCUUGCAGACUGCACUCAAUUUUUGUUGCUAUCGUUGUUAUUCAUCUGUGUCAUUAUAUAUCAUGAAAUUUAAUAUUGUAUUAGUAUCAACGCUGUUAUACUAAACUUAAUGCAUGUAGUUUACAGAUGUAUGUUGAAAGAAAGCUCACUUAUUCCAUGCAUCGGUCUGCGUAGCUUUAGUCCAUAUCGGUCAUACCGUGGCGAUUAACGUAUACAAAAUACUAUUUGCAAAACUGAACAAGACCGAUACUUCUAAGGAAAUUAUGGAAAAGAGCAAAAAACUUCAAGUUGUGAGAGAAGCUGUUCAGACUUAUCAUAAUUUUCCUAAAGAUGGAAUAUUGUUCCGGGAUGUUUUUGGCAUCUUUCAAAAUGUGAUUGCCAUGCGAGCUCUGAAGGAUUUGUUAGUGGAACACACUCUUCUACUCCAAGUAGACAAGAUCGUUGGUUUAGAUUCUCGAGGGUUUCUCAUUGGCCCUCUCAUCAGUGUUGAACUGGGAAAGCCUUUUCUCCCUAUUAGGAAAAAAGGGAAACUGCCAGGAUACGUUGUGCAGAAAAGUUAUACAUUGGAAUAUGGUGAAGAAAUAUUUGAAAUCCAAGCCGAUAAUAUUGAUAGGGGAACUAGAAUUUUGAUUGUUGAUGAUUUACUGGCAACCGGUGGUUCCAUGGGAGCAGCAAUUGAACUUUUGGAAAACUGUGGUGCAGAGAUCGUGGAAUGUCUUGUCGUGAUGGAACUUUCGUCUUUGAAAGGUCGUCAUAAAAUUGGAGUUCCUGUACACUCUUUGAUACAGUACGAUUGAGCGUCAAAUUGAAUAAAGUCGUACCAGUUAUGGAAAAUUUGGAGCAGCUAGAAUAUUUGAGAGCACACUCAUCUUUUAUUUUCAUAGGAAUUUAUGAAUAAUAAUAAACAAUCGCACAAAUUCAACAUAA
Molecule: messenger RNA, 947 nt
Organism: Venturia canescens
Lineage: Eukaryota; Metazoa; Arthropoda; Insecta; Hymenoptera; Ichneumonidae
Gene: Aprt
Product: adenine phosphoribosyltransferase
Exons: 4
Coding region: 284-817 (177 amino acids)
Biological process (GO): AMP salvage; adenine salvage
Cellular component (GO): cytoplasm
Molecular function (GO): adenine phosphoribosyltransferase activity; AMP binding; adenine binding
Source: RefSeq, a predicted model, not a curated record